Verticillium dahliae VdLs.17 is the source of this 1155-nucleotide messenger RNA. RefSeq lists its product as uncharacterized. The transcript is spliced from 7 exons. Bases 1 to 1155 code for a protein of 384 amino acids. The record is from RefSeq and is a predicted model, not a curated record. NCBI's taxonomy places the organism in Eukaryota, Fungi, Ascomycota, Sordariomycetes, Glomerellales, Plectosphaerellaceae.
AUGCCGACCCUCGCCAUGGAGCGUGCCGGCCAGGCCGAUGUGCACCUCCUUCAGGGCUGUUAUACUAAAGCUGAACGCGCUGAUAUAGUGGCCAUUCGUCUCGAGGGCCUUCGCCUUGCUUUGCCCGAGAAUUUUCACCCACAUAUGAUAGCAGUCAUUGAAGAAACUCGUGGUUGUGCCCGCAUACUGCGAGAUCUUGCUGACCGCGGCCACGUCCAUAUUCUCCGCGUGCCUAUGACGCUCAACUACCUCAACCUCGUCCUGCCAUGCUUGUCCCGCACACUCAGAGAUAUGACCAUGUACUACGAGGAUAAGACUGUUCGCAAGGAAAUUCGGUGGCGCAGGAUGUACAAUAAAAUGAAGGACGAGGUGGAAGGACUGCCCCUACCUCAACGAUUCGUGGUGUACAAUCAUUUCCUUACCAUGGUCCGGCGGCUUUUGACUCAGUCGAAAAACUUUGACUUCGAUGCGCUCGACGCGCUCAGUGGCCGAAUCAUGAGGUUUCGAGAACUCCGCGGCAUAUUGCCACCUGCAAACCAGGCAGGCCCUGUCGUCCGUCGAGAAGUUAUGGCCCUGACUAUACCAGUGGCCCAAGAACCGAAUGGCCACUGGGCCGAGCAGAUCUUUUCCAUCCCCCUUUCGUCUCAAAUGAUCCUGUUCCAUUGCACGUUCAUGUCGCUGAAGGCCUGGAACACCUUAACUAUCCAGAUCAGCCCCAAGGAAUACAAGCUGUCAAGCGAACGCCGGCUUUUCCAGGCCCAGAUAAUCGACGACGGCUUUAGGCACUCCUUGAUUGUAUAUGAGGAUGCCGAAACUAAGGGGAUCCGUCUUCAUGCCGCUGUUUGGGAAGGCGAGCUUUGCCGCUGCCCCGUGUGGACGGCUUUCGUGACCCAUCAGUCAUCCUCCCUCACAUGGCUCCACCGCAAGUCCGCCCACCGCCUCUGGCUCCGUGAUAUCCACAUCUACGUCUUCUGCUCCCGCUACCGGUCCCAUAACCAACGACCCGGCCCCGCCGGCGCCUUUGAGCUCUUUUUCGUCGAGACUACGGCCGCUGCGCACUUCCGCGACUUGUUCAACCCUCUGAGGCCGCCUGCCGUCACGGCGGCACCCUCGUCGUACAAGGCGACUGUCGAGGAAGGAGACGAUAGCUGUUGA